AUGAUCGUGUACGAUGAGAAGACAAUUGGAGAUUCUGCGCACUGUGAUCGCACAUGGAACCCCAAUAGAAGUGGAGACCACUCACCCCAUCAUCAUCUGCAAAAGACACAGAAGCCUUUGGCGGAGAGAUGGCUGCCUUAUGACAAAAUCCACAAACGAUACUUACUUUUCGAUUCCAAGCCCAGAUUGAGAAACCACUAUCGAGCGCACAGAUUGUCCUUCUGGCUGAACCUGGUGCCUCAGCUGCUGACGGAUGUGGACGACGAUCAGUUCGCCGCUGACUCCAGCUGACCUUUUGUUGCUAUUGUAGCCUCAAGAACAGUUAGUUUUCUACGUAUGGCGAGCAUGUUUGGUGAGCCAUGUUUUCAAAGGGGAAAUAAAAUUUUCAGAAUAUA
Molecule: messenger RNA, 395 nt
Organism: Homalodisca vitripennis (glassy-winged sharpshooter)
Lineage: Eukaryota; Metazoa; Arthropoda; Insecta; Hemiptera; Cicadellidae
Product: neuroligin-3-like
Exons: 3
Coding region: 1-291 (96 amino acids)
Biological process (GO): postsynaptic membrane assembly; presynaptic membrane assembly; modulation of chemical synaptic transmission
Cellular component (GO): postsynaptic membrane; synapse; cell surface
Molecular function (GO): signaling receptor activity; neurexin family protein binding
Source: RefSeq, a predicted model, not a curated record